AUGGUUAAAAAUAUUACUCAUACUUUGGAUGACAGGAUAGAAGAAAUGGACAUAAAGUACAAAAAAGUACUUGGAAAUCUUGCGGCUAACUUCUCUGCCGCGACCCUCAAAGUAAAAGCAAGAUACUUUCAUCGAAUUGGUGCAACUGGGAAGGGAACUCUAAGGCUCUACAAAAAUGUUCCAGGAAUUCCGGAGCAUAAAAUUUUCUCCUCCGGGAAGUCCUAUCCUAUCAUUGUCCGCCAUAGUAAUUGCUUAAGUUCAGACGAUGAUGCAAGGAUCGAUCCUCGUGGAGCAGCAAUAAGAAUACUUUCAGAUGAGCACGAUACAAGUACUGCACUUCUUGAUUUGACAUUGAAGACGGGCAAAUCAUUUCAUGCUCGUACAAUUGGUGACUUUGCAACAUGGCUGAUUUGUGGGGCUGAAGCACGGGAGGAGCAGGUGAAAAAUGCUCCUCAUGUAAAGGAUGCUAUGUGGGACUCCCUAAGAAAAGCUAAUUCAUACGCCGAGCUACAUUAUUAUUCAAACAUUUGCAGGUUGUUUAGAUUCGAAGAUGGAAAAGAGAUGUAUGUGAAGUUCAAGUUAAGGCCAUUCGACAAAGAGAUCAAUGAGGAUUCUGGUAAGGUGGAACCUACAAGUAUACUCCCUCCUGAAACAGGUGCAAUCCCAAGAGAUGAGAAUGACACACGACCACUUCUUUUCCUCAAUGAUGAUUUCCAACGUCGUGUGAAUUCUCCUGAAAAAAUCCAAUAUGUACUUCAACUGCAAUUUCGUCCAGUACCAAAUGAUGAAACUGUACGUGAGGCCGCCCUUGAUUGUACCAGGCCAUGGGAUGAAAAAGAAUACCCUUACGUUGAGGUAGGAGAGAUAACCAUUGAACAAGUACUCACCAACGAUGAAUCUCGAAAGUUAGAGUUCAAUCCGUUUCUAAGAUGCCAUGAGGUGGAUGUUAUUCGGGCCACAUCAUGUUCCCAGAGUGCAUCGAUGGAUCAUGGUAGGUCUGUUGUCUACUCUAUAUGCCAGCAUUUACGCAAUAACAAGCCGCUUCCUGAGGCUUGGAGGAGCUUCCUAGAUCACUCUGAUGUAAAGGUUGAUCUUAACGGUUGCCCAAUGGCAGUAUUAAUGGAGAAAGAAGAUGUUCAAAAAGUGACACUGGCAAGACCAUGGAUCAAAGAAGCAGGUUUUAUAGGAAGUCGAGCUGUGGCUAUGCCUAGAGUCACUGUGGAGAAAGAAGGAAGUCUUGCAGCUCUUUCUCUUGCUAUGAAGGGGGAGAUUAUCAAGUAAAAAUGCACCCAAAUUUCUCUGAGAACUGAGUUCUUAAACCUACGUGGUUUAUAGAAUGAAGCAAGUGAUUCUAUUGAUGUAUGCUUGUGAUUUUUGUUAAUCUUUGUGAUGUAUAUUGUAUAUGGUGGUUUAAGGCCAUUUAGUUGUUGUUGGCAUCUGUCUUCCUUUCU
Molecule: messenger RNA, 1451 nt
Organism: Cynara cardunculus var. scolymus (artichoke)
Lineage: Eukaryota; Viridiplantae; Streptophyta; Magnoliopsida; Asterales; Asteraceae
Product: linolenate 9R-lipoxygenase-like
Exons: 2
Coding region: 1-1281 (426 amino acids)
Biological process (GO): response to oxidative stress
Molecular function (GO): catalase activity; heme binding
Source: RefSeq, a predicted model, not a curated record